CUGGCUGCGGUCACACUGGUUACUUGCAUUUUAGCUGGAAGAAAAAGCUGCAGGAAAAAAUUGGCAAUAAAGGACAGCAGCAGCCUCUAUUAUGGACAAGGCCGAAGUGGGCAGCGCGUGCCUCGCAGCGCCAAAGCGCCGCUUUCCGGCCAGCGAGCGUUGUGGGCGGGAGCCGGCCGCCACGCCCCCUCAGCCACCGCUCACAGAAAUCCCGGCCGAGGAGGAGCCACAGACGAAACAGCGCAAAAAAGAGGAGGAACUGCAUCGCAUCUCGGACUCGGAGAUCAACUUGAUGGAUUUUUGCGAUGAGCUGCUUUGCGAGAUCUUCCAGUACCUGGACACGUUCUCCAUCAUGGCGGUGAUGCACUGUUCGCCUCGUUUGGAGAACCUUCUUCUGGAUCGCCGAUUCUAUCACCGUAUAGAUCUCAGCAACGGACCGCUGCCCAUGGGCAUUCUCGAAGAGAUUCUUGGCCGAGCUACUGAAAAGACUCACACCAUCAAAAUCUGCGGACCGCCAUCGUCACAGCAUGUUGCUGGCGAAUUCCGCCAAUUUACUCAGACGUUGAGCUCCAUAUUCCCCAAGGUGGCUACCCAAUUGAAAGUGCUGGAACUGCAGGGCGUCAGCCUGGACUUCGAAUACAUACACAUAUCCGAAUUCCCUGUCUCCCUGAAGCGUCUUAAGCUAAAGGAUUGCAGCGUAAAAGUGGGCAAUAAUGCCAAGAGCAUAUUUCACACGAUAGAGAUGCAUCUGGUGGACCUAGAGGAUCUCAGCAUCGAGGACAACAACUGGUUCGAACCAUAUUACAUUAUGGGCCUUUCAAAACUGCCUUCCUUGCGGCGUCUUAGUCUUAAAGGGUGUCAGACGCUCUGUAAGUUUGUGCCGUACGGUAGCAUGGCGGCUCGCUUUGGUUUUCAGAAACUAGAGGCACUUGAUUUACGUUUGACGCCUAUUACCAACUCUGAUCUGCAGUGCUUCAGCGCAAUCGAGAACCUUAAGGAGCUUCUGCUGGAGUCGCCGCCCAACCUGCAUUCUGAACAAACGUCCUCCGAGAAGACCAAUAACGGCAGCACCACUGACGAGACUGUGCCCCCGCAGCCGGACUCCCUAAAAGUGCUUAACGACGACGAGCCGUCUACAUCGCGUGCCGCCAUGGAGCACCUACGUGCAUGCAAAAUUGCACAGGGCAAGGAUGAAGGUGCCGAUAUGUUCAACUCUGACAACUGUAACGAGAGAAAGGAGGAGGAGCAGUCGCCAGCCCCAGCAGAACCUGCUUCCAAUAUCCCAGAUAUUCAGGGUAAAAGGAUCAGAGCCCCGUCGGAAUCCGAGGAUGAGGACACCUCCUCCACCUCGGCGACCUCGGCUUCCUCGUCAGACAAAUCAGAUGUUGCAUCGCCCCGCAGCAAUGGUCAUAGUGGUCGAGCACCUUUGCGCUCGCCGCUGGUGGUGAUUGCAAUGCCCAGUGUGGCCGCCGAUAUUCCACCACAUCCUGUUCCACCUGCGGCGGAUGCGGACAAUGCCGAUGCUCCCGAGCAGGAACCGAGGCUGGUGCCUACGCCACGCGCUUAUAUAUACGUACCCGAAGUUAAUCCGCCCGGGAAUGAAAAUCCCCGACAGCAGCGGAAUAUGGUGGCCAUAAUUGAGCAGGCUGAACAUUAUCGCAACUGGCGCGGCAAUAAUCCCGCCUUCAGUCGUUUCCUACCGCGCCACGAUCAGAUUAUCUACAUGAAUCCCACGAACCCAGUUGUCGUAAUGCACCCACGUCGUCAUCGUUCACAUCCGCGUCCGAACUUCGACCAGGUGGUACAGCAUCCUAUGUUUUGGAACAUGCUGGACCCACUGGACCGUGAUCACAGCCGGCGAUUACGCCACCGCCCAUCGACCUGUCAGGCCUCACCUCAAUACUAUGUAUCCGAUCGUGCGAUCUAUAGCUUUGGCCGAGCGUCGCGACCCGUGCAACCGGAUGUUGUCUGGAUUCGAAACGUCAACCGCUCGCCGGACAACAGACUGGAGCGUCUGUCGUUGCGGAACUACCACCUCAUCACAAAUCAUACGCUGGAGCACCUGGUUCAAUGUUCCCCCAAUUUGGUAUACAUCGAUGUAAGCGGCACAAGCAUAACGCUUUCGGGACUAAACCGCUUUAAGAGCAGCAAGCCGGAAUGCGAAGUGGUGGCCACCCACUUAACGGCGGAUCAAGAAGCGGAGGAGGUUUUCUCGGAGGAGAAAAAUGAAGAGGAUGAGGAGGUGAUACUGCCCAGCGGAGAUCGAACUCGGCAUGACCAGCAGCCACCGAAAUCGCCACCACCAUCUCAGGAACUGGCGGUCCCAUAGAAGAUUCCCCCCCACUUAACUAUAUUGUUUGUAUCAUGUUGUACCGUGAACAUUUUUUGUCAAAAUGGGCCGUGCUGGAUUAGGAUUUUAGCAAGACGACGACAUGGCCAAGCCGAUGAACCCACAACGCUGGCUACAAGCGAGUGCUGUAGCUCAGCCCACUAGUAUUACGUUUUAAACUAAUCAAGCCCUUGUACUAUACACCAGGCUCAAUGCAUUGUAUAAACCCAAGAAUCCCAACACCACAAUAACAAAUCCUCUAGUUAGGCAUUAAAGAACGAGCGAUCUUUUUGGUAUACGUA
Molecule: messenger RNA, 2631 nt
Organism: Drosophila rhopaloa
Lineage: Eukaryota; Metazoa; Arthropoda; Insecta; Diptera; Drosophilidae
Exons: 5
Coding region: 92-2329 (745 amino acids)
Biological process (GO): SCF-dependent proteasomal ubiquitin-dependent protein catabolic process
Cellular component (GO): SCF ubiquitin ligase complex
Molecular function (GO): protein binding
Source: RefSeq, a predicted model, not a curated record